Selaginella moellendorffii is the source of this 3199-nucleotide messenger RNA. Its product is annotated as SPX domain-containing membrane protein At4g22990. Gene Ontology annotation, molecular function: transmembrane transporter activity. The record is from RefSeq and is a predicted model, not a curated record. The transcript has 13 exons. Gene Ontology annotation, cellular component: membrane. Gene Ontology annotation, biological process: transmembrane transport. NCBI's taxonomy places the organism in Eukaryota, Viridiplantae, Streptophyta, Lycopodiopsida, Selaginellales, Selaginellaceae. The coding region runs from base 774 to 2930 and encodes 718 amino acids.
CAGUUACUAUCUGUAUCAUCGGAGUGUCGCUCGCCAACGAAAAUCCAUCCCGCUCUCGUCCUCACAGAUUUCGUUUGGUAUGGCUGCCACCGUCAAGUUCGAUACGAGAAUGAAUGGCCGACCUCCAAGCGAUCCAAGUGCCUACCUUCUUUUGGUUGGGUGUCAAGCCAUUCCACCGGGUUCCAAGGAGUCUACCAAUCUGCCCAAAGGUAGCGCUUGGAUUUUGCUUUACAACCUUCUUCCGGUUGGCCUUGCAGAAGAACAUAUAAGGAGCCAAUGGACGCUUUGGUCCAGGCCUUGUGUACCUCGAGCGCUUAUAGGUACUGCUACCGCUCGCUCCUUUGAUCGCUGUUGCAUCCACAGAGGUUUCCAGACAGUCUCAAGAUCCAUUCCUAUCUACUUGGUCGAUCUCACGAUCAAGCUGAAACUUACACAUUCUUUCUUUCGCUGCUCCAAAGAAACUACAGCACUGAAACUUACACUGGCGAGCGAGUAUCAAGUGUUCACAACGGUGUGGAAACGCCGCGGACCCCUUGGACUACGUGGAAGACACCUGGCAAUGUUUACACGUGUUUUUUUAUCAAUCGUCCACGUGCCCUUCGUUCUUGCUUGGCUAAAAAUAGCCGAGAAAUGCUAAGGAUUUAGGUCACAAUAUAGGGCUUAUAAUGUAAAAUACGCGCUCUCUCCCGCGCGAUCGAUCGAUCGGUCGAAGCGAGCGACGGCGCAUCGCGCGGCUCGAUCGGGUCGGACCAGCUACAAGCUAGGGGGCGGUUAUGGUAGCUUUCGGGAAGAAGCUGCGAGAGCAGCGGGUUUCGGAAUGGAAAGACUACUACAUUUCUUACAAGAUGAUGAAGAAAAAGGUGAAGUACUAUUCGCAGCACGGUGAUUUCAACACCAGGGAAGACCGACAGCGAGUUCUCAAGGAGUUUUCGUCCAUGCUUGAUCGUCAGAUCGAGAAGAUUGUUCUCUUCCUCAUCGUGAGGCAAGGAGACUUGGCUGAGAGGCUGAGAAAGCUGGGAGCCGAGAGAGAAAGGUGUGAGAAAGAACAACCAGCGGAUUUGGAUUGGAGAGACAGGUUUCGCGACGCUUAUAAUGAUGUUGGAAAGGAUCUGCUCAAGCUGCUCUACUUUGUGGAAGUGAACGCCAUCGGCUUGAGAAAGAUUCUCAAGAAAUUUGAUAAGCACAUUGGGUACAGGCUGACGGAUUACUACGUCUCCAGCCGCUCCAAUCAUCCAUACUCGCAGCUGCAACAAGUUUUCAAACACGUGGGAAUCGGAGCAAUGGUUGGAGCUCUGACACGAAACCUUUCAGAGUUGGAGGAACAUAGAAAGUCUUUGACUUCCAUUUACGACUAUCCUGAUGUUCCAGCUCGAUUACCGAUUGUUGAGUCGAUAAAAGCAGCACAAGAAAGAUUGACAAAUUCCACGAACUUCCUUCAGUUCCUUGGACAGCAUGCAAUGCUCAUGAAAGAUGAGUUUCCUAGAGCUCCCGGUGAAGAGGACGUUCAGGAAGAGCAGUACCAUUUGAUGUCUCUUAUCCUCAACCUCGCGAACACAUUCUUGUACAUGGUGAACACGUACAUCAUCGUUCCAACGGCUGACAAGUAUGCCCUGAGCAUGGGUGCUGCGCCAACACUGUGCGGAGUUAUAAUCGGAGCAAUGGCUGUAGCUCAGCUGGUAUCCUCUGUGUAUUUCAGUGCAUGGUCGAACACCUCUUACUUUCGGCCUCUCAUAUUCAGUAGUGUGAUGCUCUUCAUGGGGAACUUGCUCUAUGCAAUUGCUUACGACUGCAAUUCGCUUAGUCUCUUGCUGGUUGGACGUCUUCUUUGUGGGCUGGGUUCUGCUAGAGCGGUAAACAGGCGGUAUAUCAGCGACUGCGUGCCUCUAAAAUCACGCCUGCAAGCUUCGGCAGGAUUUGUGAGUGCGAGUGCCUUGGGGAUGGCAGCAGGUCCAGCUCUAGCAGGAGUUCUGGAGUUCAACAAGAAGUUCGUGGGAAUGACGUUUAAUGCCAACACACUGCCUGGGUGGGCGAUGGCUAUCUGCUGGAUUCUCUACUUGGCGUGGUUAUCGGUUUCUUUCAAAGAACCUGCACGUCCAAUCGAGGUUGACGGAUCAACAAGCGGCAGGCAGUCGAGGCUGGCUAUUGAUAACGGUUUUGCCAAUGGAAAGCAUAAAGAACAAAGUGAUGCCGAGGAGGGAAUGCUGCAACCUCUGAAUUCUAGCUACGACUCCAGAGAGGAAACGGAAAUAGAGGACGAAAAUGAUGUGGAAGGAGAAAGAGAAGAGGAUGACGCCUCUGAAGACAAUUCCAAGCAGCCAGCGAAUUCCAUCAGAGAAGCGUACAAUCUCCUCACACUCCCAGUCAAGGUGCAACUGCUCAUAUAUUUCAUGCUCAAGUACGCUGUGGAGGUUUUGAUAUCAGAAUCAAGUGUUGUCACGUCAUUCUACUUCCACUGGGACGUGAGAAACGUGGCCAUUUUCCUCGCCUUGCUGGGUCUUACGGUGUUGCCAGUGAACGCAGUCGUCGGGAGCUGCUUGAGCAACAUCUUCGAGGAUCGGCAAAUACUUCUAGCGGCGGAGAUACUCACCUGCGUGGGAGUGCUGGUCAGCUUCUCCGGGCCAUUCCACUACACAAUUGUACAGUACAUCGCGGGAGCGGUGCUUAUCUUUGUCUCGGCCGAGGUCCUCGAAGGUGUGAACUUGUCGCUGCUGUCCAAGGUGAUGUCAUCGAGGCUCGCCCGAGGGACUUUUAACGGCGGGCUGCUGUCGACGGAGGCCGGGACACUGGCCCGUGUUAUUGCGGAUGGAACCAUAACUGUGGCGGGGUAUUUGCGAGAAGACAAGCUCCUCAAUGCAACGCUCUUCCCAACGUUUGUCAUCGGUAUCGUGUCUGUGGUAGCUACGCUCUUCACCUACAACUCCAUGUUUUGAGAAGUAAAAGCUCUCUCCCGGGAGGAGCGAGCGGGAGAUUUUUUUUUUUUUGUUACAGUGAGCGUCACAAGAAAGAAAAGAAAAGAAAAACCAAGGAAAGAAAGUAUCCAAAAUGCCCAAGCGCGGAAUUUGCUACCAAAUUGGACAAAAAGAAGAAACGUUUGUAGAGAAAGACUGGAAGAAUAGCGAAAGAGUUUGAAGCUUUCUUUUGUCAUGGUAAGUAUCACCUGGAAGACCAUUAAAGUUCCCACUCUUUCCAAUUCUCGAGU